GACAAUCGUUUUCCGUUUCUUAAUAUUAUUAUUAUUACUAUUACUACUAUUUGUUACCGUUGUCGACGAUUCCGAGCACUUAGAACGCCGUAAAACUGAUCGAACAGGUUGUUUACGUUCGAGACCUGUGCGUCUGUUCGGUGAACACCGUGCGGAAUGAAUAUACGUUAAUCGGCGGCGACCGUUCAAACGAAUCCAUUAAUUCCGGUGAGUCAAUUGCAAUAUAACACGAUUAAACGUAUUUACUGCACCGUUGGUUUUUCAAUAUUUACAAAUCAUCAAACACAGGAUUUCGUGUGCUCACUAUAUGCCGCCAUGUUCAUUAAACAAACGGAGCAAAAACGAACAACUAAAUAAUAAUUAGUUUUAUAUCUAGCCGAUUUACAAGGAUUAAAAAAUAUAAUCAUGCAGAAGUACAUGUCAAAAUCUGAAGUUCGAUGCGCUAGCUUAAUGAACAAUAUAUUAAACGAAAACAUAGAUGUAAAUGAAAUUUUGGAGAAAAUUAAAUCAUUUGAACCAUGUAAUGUUCGUCCUGGGGUUGGAAAAAUAGAAUUUACAUUGUAUGUCAUUAAUUUUGUUCACAAUAAGACAAUAGAGUUUGUGAAUCCACCAGUUGGAAAUGAAACUCCAACAAAUAAAAAUUUAUUCAAUGUACCAGAAGUUGAAUCCUCUACAGUAAAAAGAAUACUACCACAUUCUUCUUCACCAAAAAAAAGUGUGACCAAUCAAGAAAAAAAGACUGUUGAAAUUCAUACACUAACUACAAAAUUCAAAAAAAACAAAAUUACUGAUACUAACUCGAAAGAUAGAAAAAGUUUGGAUGUACUGGGAAGUCUUUAUGCAGCGGUGAUCAAAUCUAAUAUUUUGUGUAAUUUAUUUCAUGAAUUAGGUUAUGUUUUUACACUACUUACCAUUAAGGAUUUUGAAAUAAAGUUUAGUAAUGAGAGUUUUGAUUUUAAUAUUAACUGUUUCAAAACAAAUGAUGAUUGUCAAUAUUUUGCUUCUAAAACUAUACAAGCUUUGGAAUCAGUUAUAAUACAUUUGGAAAGACCAAUUAUUACUCUUAUUUUGAAACAAAAAACAAUUAGUACAUAUGUACCAGAAUUAAAAAAAACUCUUGAAUGUAAAUUGGACCAAACUAAUUUAAAUGAUGAGAGUAAGAUUACCAAUUCAAGUAUAUCCAAAGAUAUGGUGAAAUUUGAUGAAGAAUUUGAUGCCCGAGAUUGUUUUCCUACAAUGCAAAUGUUCCAUGGCUUCAAAUCUCAAAGAGAUGCAUUUUAUGAUUUACUAGAGAAUUGGAAAGAAAAUGAUACUCAAUUUCCUAAAAAAUCAGCUAUUAUUCUAAAAUUGCUACAUGAAAAUGACUGCUCUAUUAACAUGAUUAAAUUUGCCAAGCUAUUUGUUGCUCAAUUAGUAAAUUCAUCAUUUGAAGAAUCAAAAAAUAUUUAUAAAAGCAAAACCAUAAAUGAUUUGUCUGCUUCCAAGUUAGAAUUACUUAAUCAAAGAAUAACCAAUCGUGAUUAUACAAGUGGACAUAAAGUUAAUCCUGCAAAUGAAUUUCCUGGUGUGCAAGGGUUCUUUAAAGAGUUAAUAAUCAUAUUGUUGAGCAGUGGUAUUUUUUGUAAAUAUUUGAUUGAUGCAUUAGUACAUAGAAUAGAUGUUUUAAACUCAAUGGAUUGGGCUUCUGAACUACAAGAAGGUGCGAUAUAUCAACAAACAUAUUUUUUUUAUGUAGAUACAUUAAAGAUUUUAGCAAAAUUUUUAGCAUUUACCUUUUAUCAACCGUAUAAAGAUUGUAAUGUUAUAAAUCCUUCAUCAAAAGAGUAUGUAUGGGAUAUACGAUCUAAGGUUCUACCUCCAUUAAAUAUUCUUGAUAAAUUAUGCAGUGCUUUUAACCGAGGACAUAGAGAAAUUGUAUUAACAACUUCAUGGGUAAUUGAAUACUUGUACCAAGUGGAUCAAAUUUCAAUUACAACUCCUUUUUAUAAAAACGUUUUGACAUGGCUAUAUUCUUUUUGUAUGGCCAAUCCUGUUAUAACUGGUUCUAUGCUAAUGUUAAGAUUACAAUUUAAUUGUUUACUUGAAUACAUAAAUGUAGCUCCUCAUAUACUGUUUGACAAUUCUUCAAAAAUUAUUGAGACAAGUAUUUUAGAAAAUACUUUCAAGGAAUUUAAAAUUGAUCAAUUAGUAAAUACAAAAUUAAUUUAUCAGUAUUGCCCACAGCUUAAAAAUUAUCGUAGUAUAUUAGAAUGUAAAGUAAGUAAUAAAAAAAUUAAAUUUGUUUCACCUAUUAUCAGUUCAACCAGUCAAAAAGGAAAUCCACAUCGUUUGAUUGAAUCUGAAUUGGAAUCAAAUUUUUUUGAAAAUCAUUCUCCUUCAGUUUUGAUAACAAUUGAUUUUGUUGCCAAAAGAGUAGCUUCUUCAUGCACUAAAAAAAUUCAAAACAAAGGCUUGGCUGCUGUAAAGAAUCUAUUUAUUGAUAUUGUGUGCGAAAAAUUUAAUGACUCUAUCACUAACAAAACGGAUAUUGAGUUUAAUGUUGAUGAAAGUGAUAUUGCUAAAUGCAAUGUGUUUUUAAAUACAACUAUUCAACAAUAUAUAGAGCAUUUUUCUAAAUAUAAUAUUCCUAAUUCUAUGAAAGAGUUAUUGGAUUCUGAUACUGUGAAUCCUGUUUCAUUGCCAUUUUGUAUUGAUGUUACUGUUCGAAAAUUCAAAGCGCUAGUUGCUGAAUGGGUUAAAGAUCAUAUUAAUAUCAAAAAUAUGUUUAUUAACUACAUUAGCACUGAAUUGAAGACAAAUUUAAAAGGCUGUAUAUUAAAUGAAGAUGGAAGUAAUUUGCGUGAAAUAUUGAUUACGCAUCAUGAUCAACAGCCGGAAGAAUUGUUUAUUCCAGAGACUAACCUAUUGUUAGAUUUGAAUAUACUUGGUUUAAAAAUUCUUGAACUUGAUGAAAAUGAAUUAUUUCCCGAUGAGUUAUUGAAAUAUGCAGACAAAUUUAAAAUUAUUUUGGAAAACAAAAAUAAAAUGAAGCCUGCAUUGUACCGUUAUUUUAUAACAAGACUAAUUGAUCAGGUUUUCCUAGCAACAUAUCAUGUGCCAAAGUUUUUGAAUAAAAAUGUUAUGAGUGCUUAUUUCCCAUACCUGGCUGAAAAUGUCUAUUCCGUUUCAAUGAUAUUAUGUGAACGUAACAUUUAUAUAUUAUCAGAGAUAUCAAAUUCUCAAAAAGCAAUUGUAAUUGAAAAACUUACAGCUUGGUUAGAAUAUUUAAUUGAAAAUAAUUUUCUCUUACUUGACGAAUUGACAAAUCAAAUUAUGUCAAUUUUACAUCUAUCAUGGUCUGAUGACACACUAAAAUGUUUAUCAAUUUGCUUUAAAGAUUUAAAUGCUGUAUGCUUGAAAAAAUUUGAUGAUACCAAAGUGCAAGAAUUAUUUAUUUGGCUUACUCAUUUCUUGGAUGUGAUCGAAGAUUACAAUGUAGAAAUUUAAGAAAAUAAAACCAGCAAACUAUUAUUACAAUUGUUAUACGAAUUUAUUUUUCAAUUAUUUUCA
This is a messenger RNA of Sipha flava (yellow sugarcane aphid), 3549 nucleotides long. RefSeq names its product codanin-1 (gene dlt). The record is from RefSeq and is a predicted model, not a curated record. Bases 406 to 3486 code for a protein of 1026 amino acids. The transcript is spliced from 16 exons. Gene Ontology annotation, cellular component: nucleus. Lineage: Eukaryota; Metazoa; Arthropoda; Insecta; Hemiptera; Aphididae. Gene Ontology annotation, biological process: chromatin organization.